UUUUCCCCUCCUGCUGUCCCCUCGGUCUCCAGCGGCGGCGCUGUUCCUCCUCCAUCCAUAAGCGGGGGAGUGAGAGGUGCAUGAAAUGGAGAAAAAUGGCGGAUCAUGUGCAGGGCCUUGCCCAGCUGGAGAUCCUGUGUAAGCAGCUGUAUGAGACCACCGACACCGCCGUCCGACACCAGGCCGAGAAAGCUCUGGUGGAGUUCACCAACAGCCCCGACUGCCUCAGCAAGUGUCAGCUGCUGCUGGAGAGAGGCAGCUCUUCGUAUUCUCAGCUGCUUGCAGCCACAUGUUUAUCUAAACUGGUUUCUCGGACCAGCAACCCUCUGCCCCUGGAGCAACGCAUCGACAUCCGGAACUAUGUGCUGAAUUAUUUGGCGACGCGGCCGAAGCUGGCGGCGUUCGUGACUCAGGCUCUGAUCCAGCUCUACGCCAGAAUCACCAAACUGGGCUGGUUCGACUGUCAGAAGGACGACUACGUCUUCAGAAACGUCAUCGCAGACGUGACCAGAUUUCUGCAGGACAGCGUUGAGCAUUGCAUCAUCGGAGUCACCAUCCUGUCCCAGCUGACCAAUGAGAUCAACCAGGCCGACACGACGCAUCCUCUGACCAAACAUAGGAAGAUAGCUUCAUCAUUCAGAGAUUCCUCCCUCUUCGACAUCUUCACGCUUUCCUGCAACCUCCUCAAACAGGCUUCGGGGAAGAACCUGAACCUGAAUGAUGAGUCUCAGCAUGGCCUCCUCAUGCAGCUCCUCAAGCUCAGCUACAAUUGCCUCAACUACGACUUUAUAGGAACUUCCACAGACGAGUCGUCAGACGACCUCUGCACCGUACAGAUCCCAACGUCAUGGAGAUCAGCGUUCCUUGAUUCCUCCACCCUGCAGCUGUUUUUCAAUCUCUAUCAUUCCAUCCCGCCGUCCCUCUCCCCCUUGGUGUUGUCAUGUCUAGUCCAGAUCGCCUCCGUCAGAAGGUCUCUGUUCAACAACGCAGAGCGAGCAAAGUUCCUGUCUCACCUGGUGGACGGAGUCAAGAGGAUACUAGCGAACCCUCAGUGUUUGCCGGAUCCUAAUAACUACCACGAGUUCUGCCGCCUGCUGGCGAGGCUGAAGAGUAACUACCAGCUGGGGGAGCUGGUGAAGGUGGAGAACUACCCCGAGGUCAUCCGUCUCAUAGCAAACUUCACCGUCACCAGUCUGCAGCACUGGGAGUUUGCCCCCAACAGCGUUCACUACCUGCUGAGUCUGUGGCAGCGUCUGGCGGCGUCGGUUCCCUACGUUAAAGCCACCGAGCCUCACCUGCUGGAGACCUACACACCUGAGGUGACCAAGGCCUACAUCACGUCACGGCUGGAGUCGGUGCACGUCAUCCUCAGAGACGGGUUAGAAGACCCACUGGACGAUGCCGGCCUGGUGCAGCAGCAGCUGGACCAGCUGUCCACCAUCGGCAGGUGUGAAUACGAGAAGACGUGCGCUCUGCUGGUGCAGCUCUUCGACCAGGCGGCUCAAACCUACCAGGAGCUGCUGCAGUCGACCAACUCCAGCGCCGCCGACGUCACGGUGCAGGAAGGUCGGCUAACGUGGCUGGUCUACAUCAUCGGGGCUGUGAUCGGGGGACGAGUGUCGUUCGCCAGCACAGACGAGCAGGACGCCAUGGACGGAGAGUUAGUCUGUCGGGUGCUCCAGUUGAUGAACCUGACCGACUCCCGGCUGGCCCAGGCCGGUAACGAGCGGCUGGAGCUGGCCAUGCUCAGCUUCUUCGAGCAGUUCAGGAAGAUCUACAUCGGAGACCAGGUGCAGAAAUCAUCAAAGCUUUAUCGACGACUAUCAGAAGUUCUGGGUUUGAAUGACGAGACGAUGGUACUGAGCGUCUUUAUAGGGAAAAUCAUCACAAACUUGAAGUACUGGGGCCAGUGUGAACCAAUCACCUCGAAGACACUCCAGCUGCUCAACGAUCUGUCGCUAGGGUACAGCAGUGUGAGGAAGCUGGUGAAGCUCAGCGCCGUUCAGUUCAUGUUGAACAACCACACGAGCGAACACUUCUCCUUCCUGGGCAUCAACAACCAGUCGAACCUCAGCGACAUGAGGUGUCGGACCACCUUCUACACGGCUCUGGGGCGCCUCCUCAUGGUGGACUUGGGCGAAGACGAGGACCAGUUUGAACAGUUUAUGCUGCCGCUGACAGCGGCGUUUGAAGCCGUCGCUCAGAUGUUGAGUACGAACACGUUCAACGAGCAGGAGGCCAAGAGGACUCUGGUGGGUCUGGUCCGGGACCUUCGAGGAAUCGCGUUCGCCUUCAACGCCAAGACGAGCUUCAUGAUGCUGUUCGACUGGAUAUAUCCGGCCUACAUGCCCAUCCUGCAGCGGGCCAUCGAGCUCUGGUACCACGACCCAGCAUGCACCACGCCAGUCCUCAAGCUCAUGGCCGAGCUCGUCCACAACAGAUCUCAGAGGCUUCAGUUCGACGUUUCGUCACCAAACGGCAUCCUGCUGUUCAGGGAAACCAGCAAGAUGAUCACCACCUACGGGAACCGGAUCCUGACGCUGGGCGAGGUUCCUAAGGACCAGGUCUACGGGGUGAAGCUGAAGGGCGUCAGUGUCUGCUUUGCCAUGCUGAAGGCGGUGCUCAGCGGAAACUACGUCAACUUCGGUGUCUUCCGUCUCUACGGAGAUGAUGCUCUGGACAACGCCCUGCAGACCUUCAUCAAGCUGCUGCUGUCCAUCCCCCACAGCGACCUGCUGGACUAUCCGAAGCUCAGCCAGUCGUUUUACUCAUUGCUGGAGGUUCUGACGCAGGAUCACAUGAACUUCAUUGCCAGUCUGGAGCCUCACGUCGUCAUGUACAUCCUGUCGUCGAUAUCAGAAGGGCUCACGGCGCUCGAUACGAUGGUGUGCACCGGCUGCUGCUCCAGUUUGGACCACAUCGUCACCUACCUGUUCAAGCAGCUGUCACGUUCCACCAAGAAACGUCCGACUCCGAUGGCGACAGACGACCGGUUCCUGCACAUCAUGCAGCAGCAUCCAGAGAUGAUCCAACAGAUGUUGUCCACCGUGUUGAACAUCAUCAUCUUCGAGGACUGUCGGAACCAGUGGUCGAUGUCUCGGCCUCUUCUAGGCCUCAUCCUGCUCAAUGAGAAGUAUUUCGCUGAUCUGAGGAACAGCAUCGUCAACAGUCAGCCUCCAGAGAAGCAGCAAGCCAUGCACUUAUGUUUCGAGAACUUGAUGGAGGGAAUUGAAAGAAAUCUACUAACUAAGAACCGGGACAGGUUCACUCAGAACCUGUCCGUGUUCAGGCGUGAGGUCAACGACAGCAUGAAGAACUCCACAUACGGCGUCAACAGCAACGACAUGAUGAGCUGACAUUCCACUGGGCAGAGCCCCGCCUCCCUUCCUCUCUCCCCCAGCCCCCUCCCCCUCCCCCCUCUGCAUCCGCCUCCCCCCCUCCCCCUCGGGCCCGGAUGCCCGGGGUCACGCCCCUCCGCCUGGCCCCGCCUCCUUUUUGAUAUGAGCAUAUAUAAAUAUAUACAGAUCUAUUUUAAAGCCUGGGGGGAGGGGUCGCAUGGCUCCGCCCCCUGAUGGGACGGAGGGAGGGAGGGAUUGCCGUGACGACGGGAUGAGCGCCGGUAACCGUAGUAACCCGCUUCUGCCUGCCUUGUAUAGAAACACACAGAAAAACCCAAGUGUACAUUUUUUUUGGUAACAUUUUGAACAAUGUUUAUAACGAUCGAAUUUCAACACAACGGAGGAAAAAACAAACAAACAAACAAACAAAAAAGCGUGUGACUGAGCUUUUUACCGAGUAGUGAGUUAGUGCAGCUGUCUGUCUGAGAGACGAUGGGGAGGACAGGGGACGUUUCCCUCCGCUUGAAGUGAUGUAAAUAAACCUGCAGGGGGCGGGGCCACACAGGGAUGGAGCCAGAGAGGGGCGGGGCAUCCGGCUGUCAGCUGACGAGUCGAGAAAAGAGACGAAACCACCGAGUGUCCUGAAGCAGCAGACCAGGACGACAAUAACAAUGAUAACAACAUUAAUAAUAAUGGUAAUAAAAUAACAAUAUUAUUAAUUUGAUAAUAAUUAGUGCUCUAGCGGUUAAUUAACACAAAAUUAGUAUUUUAUUAACAGUAAUAAUGUUGAUUAUUUUAAUUAGAGCUCCAACAGUUUGUUCAUUAAUGGAUCAUUAAAUUCAUCUGCAACACAUUUAUUAUUAUUAAUAGUAAUAAUAGUAACAAUAAUAAUAAUCAGAACUCCAACAGUUUUAGUUCAUUUAUUGUGAAUUCAGUAAAUCAUUAAAAUUGUUCAGUUGUUGUUGUUAUUAUUAAGCACAUUAUUAUUUUUCUUUUAAAAAUUGAUUAAAACAAUUAUAAGCAAUUUAAUUUAUUCAUUUCUUUAUUUUUGGAAAAAAUUUAUUUCAUUAAAUUAUUUUCUGUUUUUUUUCAGGACACUAAACUAAAAACACUGAAAAAUCUGAUCAGUUCAAAGAAUCUGCAGUUGCAGCUUUUAUAUAAUAAUGGUAAUGAUAGCAAAAAAUAAAUAAUGGUAGUAAUAAAAUACUUUAUUAUUAUUAUUCAAUAAUAGUAAUUAUUGUUUUUCAAUAAUAAUUAUUAUUAUUUUAUUUAAUCAUAAUAAUUUAUCAGAAUUUGUCAUUAUUAUUAUUUGAUGAAUUUCAAUUCUUUUGUUUCCAGAUUUUCUUUUUUGCUGCUUUUCUUUUUUGACACUAAAUUAAAAAUAAAAACACUGAAUAGAUCCGAUUCAACAGAAUGCUCAGCUGUAGCUCUGAAUAUUAUGAUCAAUAUUAUUAAUGAUAUCACGUUAGGUUUUUAGUUUAUUUUCUACUUCGACACUGAUCUGAACGUCACCGGGUUUUAAACUGUUAAAUAAAUUCAUCAUAAAACCAGUGAAACGAUAAAAGUAAAGUUUUCUGAUAUUUAGACAAAAAAAUUUCAAACAAUCCUCAGUUACAGCCGUUAUGAUUAUUACUUAUUGUUGUUGUUAUUGGAGCUGCAGCGGUUUUCAAUCAGAAUAUUAAUCAUCAUCAUUUCAAACAAGCUCUUUUGUUAUUUUUACGAAAAAAUCUGAAAUUAUUUCAUCAACACCUGAAGAAAACGAGCAUUUUUCAGCUUUUCCCUGAUUAGAGCAUUUUUCUGCUUUUUUAACCUGAACGUCUGAAACCUUCUAAAGCCACGUUUGUCUGUUUCCCAGUUUGGAGUUUUGGACAGAAAAUUUAUCAUUCAAAUAAUUAUAACAGUCAAAAAAAUCUGAUGAAUUUAAUGAGUUCAGGAUGAAACCAGCAGGAAACAUAAACCUAUUUCUGAUUGGUCAAAGACUCUCAGAUUUAACGUUUUUCUUCAGACUGAAUGUGGAUGGAAGGCGUUUGUCCUCAAACUUCAUCCUUCAGACGGGUUUAAAGUGGCAGUCAGAGCUGUUACGGCAGAACAAACGGAAAUAUAGCAGAAGAAGCAGCUCCUCAUUCUAAGCUCUCGUUCCACAUGAAGUUCUGCUUCAGUUUAUUAAAAUAAAAGGGAAGCAGCGACGUGAAGCCGACAGGAAAACAUCAGAAAUAUUUCAUCUGCUGAAGCUUAAAUCUGGAAUCAGUAAAUCUGAACUCUUUAUUUUAUCCUCUCAGGCUGAAACUUUAUAACCAAAUUAUGAAAAACAACAACAAAUGUUUGCAGAUUGAAGCUUCUGAACAGAAAAUUGACUGAUUUUCUUCAUGAUUUUUUAUUUUAAGCUGAAUAUUUGUUUUAUUCAGUCGAUCAAAACGCUUCUGCUCAACCGUGAAUUUAUUAACAGAGUAAUAAAAAACUAAUAAAAGUGUUCAGUACCAGAUCUGCGGGGAUUAUUUACUGCUUAUUGAUCUGUUAAUCAAUCAAUCAAUUAGCUGUUUGGUCUGCAGACGUCACAAAACAAAUUAAGAAAUAAUCAGCAGAUUUUUAAAACAAACAAAUAAAAUAGUUUCAUUAAAAUCAGAUUUAAACUAAAGAUGCAAUUAAGUUCUGAUUUAUCUUUUUCAAUCAAUAACCGGUUGUCUCAUCAUCUGCAGACGGUAAUGAGACCAGUUUCAUCUGCUGCUGAGGUUUUAUUUUCUGACUCCGUUACGUUUCCAUUGACUUCAGACAAUCAAAAACUUCUGUUUGAGAUGUUUUCAGUUUGUAGAAACUCCAUGGAGAAGCUCUUGUCUGAAUGUUUGACCUGCAGAGGAACUCAGAUUUAUCAGAAAAAUAUUUUUCAGGAGUUUCUCCUGUUGGAGCAACACUCUAAAUGUCUGAUCUACAGAGGAACGUAAGGUCCAUCACAGAGGCUCUGGUUCCUCCUGAACAACCUGAAGUCUUUUUGAUCAUUUUGAAGUUCUUCUGCAGGUCAGCUAUAAAGACUGUAGGAUGUUUGAGGUGUUUCCCCUGAAGAACCUGUAGUCUUUAUAUUUGAGUUGCAGAGGAAUUUAAAGUUUAUCACAGAAACCUCAGGAGACUCUGUGUUCCUCCUGAAGAAGCUGCAGUCUGAAUAUGUGAUCUGCAGAGGAACUUAGAGUUUAUCAUAAAGAUUUCAGGAGGCUUGUGGUGUUUCCCUCGUAAGAGCUGUAGGCUUAACAUUUGGCUUACAGAGGAACUUAGAGUGCAUCAGAGACUUCACGGGGCUCUUCUUUGUCCAGCAGAAGCUGCAGUCUUUAGGAUUAACUUAAAGUUCAUCUGCAGAUCUAAUAUAAAGACUUCUGGUAUUUCUACUGAAAAUGACAGUUUUAAUUACAGACUAACUUAAAAAUUAUCAUCAAAACUUAAGAAGGCACUCAGUGUUUGUCCUAUAGGAGCUGUAGACUUUACAUUUGAGCUGCAGAGGAAAAGUUUAGCAUGUAAGCUUAAGGAGACUCAGUGUUUCUCCUGAACAAACUGUAGUUAGAAUAUUUGACUUCUAGAGGAAUUUAAAGUCCAUCACAAACGCUCUGGUUUGUCCUGUAGAAGCUGUAGUCUUCAGGAUUAACUUUAAGUUCAUCUGCAGAUCAAAUACAAAGACUUCCUGGGUUUCAGCUGUAAUUAAAAUUACAUACUUUUAAUUACAGAUAAACUUAAAAUUUAUCAUAAAAAUUAAAAAAGUGUUUCUCCUACUUUCUAUCUGAGCUGCAGAGGAACUUAAAGUCCAUCUCAGAGGUUUCAGGAAGCUCGUGGUGUUUCUGAUUUUGGAAUCACCACAAACAGCGACGGGAUUGAACGCCCCUCCAGAGCUCCGCCCACCUGCCCCAAAGCUCUGCCCCUCUCCUCGAAGUGAAACCCGACACCGCGGCGUCCUGCAGGCGUCGCCCGCUGCUUGUCGAACGUGUAAGCAACAUGGUCGCGGCUACAUUUUCCCCUCUGGUAGGCCGGGUGCAGUUUCCACCAUUUUGUUUACACUGUGGACUCGCCGGAACCGGACUUUUCCCCGCCGGGUCCUGCGGCCGAGUCCGACUGGCGUGUGCGUUGUUGUUUGUUUGUGUGUGUUUGUGUGUUGCCUGGUGUGUGCGUAUGUGGCGUCUCAUGGUGCUGCGACGGCUUGAAACCGCGACGGAGCUCAAACGACCGACGAAACUUUAGCGCCGCUCAAGACAUCGGAGCUCCUCUGAAGGAUCCAGUUUAGUUUGAAGAACCGGGUAGAAGUCAGAACGGUGUAAAAAGAGAAGCGGGAGUGGAUCAAUUAGCAACUUGUGUUACUCUCUACGAUGUUGCUGCUAACUGUUUGUGACAACUAGCUCAUCUCUAACCAUGUCAGCACUCACGGAUGUUAUUGAGUUCCUACUUUUGGUUUGUGUCCCUGAUGUGAAUGUGUUGGGUCCAUAGAGUGAAUAGCUGUUUGAGUUGUUUGGAUGUCUGCUACAUAUAGUGUAAGCAUUGUGACUGCAAAUAAACCUCAUUGAUUUUUA
This is a messenger RNA of Acanthochromis polyacanthus (spiny chromis), 7879 nucleotides long. RefSeq names its product exportin 7 (gene xpo7). Bases 81 to 3356 code for a protein of 1091 amino acids. Gene Ontology annotation, cellular component: nuclear pore; cytoplasm. Gene Ontology annotation, molecular function: nuclear export signal receptor activity; small GTPase binding. The record is from RefSeq and is a predicted model, not a curated record. The transcript has 28 exons. Lineage: Eukaryota; Metazoa; Chordata; Actinopteri; Pomacentridae. Gene Ontology annotation, biological process: protein export from nucleus.